ACAUGCAACAGAUGCCGUUGUCUUGUUUGUCACAUUUGCAGUAUAGUAAGAGAGACACAGAGAGACAGACAGACAGAGAGACAGAGACAGAGGGAAUUGUCCUUGAUUAAAGCUUCAUUACCAUGGGCAGCAGAUGCAAUGAGACACAACAAGGUGGUAAGUCUUGAUUAAAGAUUUAGAAAAUGUCAUCCAGUGUGAGAUGUUACCAUGAUCAUUCUUGAUGUAAGGGUUGAUGUGUGAUUGAAAGGUCAUCAAUGGCAUAUGCCGCAUUCAGCCACAUUAAGUACAGCUUAGAAGACAUUGAUACUACAGCUACUAGUUAGGUAACAUGGUAACAUUUGCUAGUGUAGAAACUAGAGAGGUCUCACUCCGUUUAUUUUUGAAGAGCUGAGUCUUUUCCCAGGAAAUGAUAAGUACGAUGACUUUUUGUUUUUGCAUUUAAUUGGUUCACAAUUGAAUUAAUUAAGUAAUUCCUGAUCAUUUUACCUAGUUGCUAAUGUAUGAUUAAAUAUGAAUUAUUUUAAUAACAAAUAACAAUUCAAUACAUUUAUGUAUCUAUUAAUUUGUUAGAUUUUGUGUGGAAUGGUGUUUGAACAGUUUGAGAGUGCAGUGAGACAUAGCCUGAAACAAUAAAAGUGACAGGGACAAAAAUGAGAUUUUAAAAAGCAUUUUACAUUAAUGUUGUGGUGAAGAUGAAGAAACGGAGAUUGAAUACUUUCUCACUUGAUGAGAGACAGGCUCAGUGAAACGUCAGAGUACUGCAGUGAGUUGCAUUGAAACAAGGCUUUGCAAAUGUUUUUGGAGAGAGGAAAUGCAUCCAACGUUGUUUGCUGAGCAUGUAUUCUUGCAACACAAACCUGCUGCACUGUGCAAUCACAUAUUGCACACAUUCACGUAUGCAGUAACGUCUCAGUUAUAACCUCAUCUUCUGCUGCAGACGACUGAGCAGAUCCACUGAGCAGCUCCACUGACAUUCUGUAUGUGUAAAUCUGCUUUCAUGAUUUGUUUUAUUGCCUUGUUUCCCAAGCAGGGAAUGAAACAGUCUGCUGACACUUACUCCUUUAAAUGUUGCGCAUUAAGUUAUAUUUUUGUCUAACCUUGUUUUAGCUAGCAUUGCAGUCCAUGUGACAAACCCAACCAAAGGACUACAUGGCCCAGGUUUGACAAACACAAAUCAGAGUAUUACAACUUACCUGCCCUUAUAAUGAGGAUGGGUAUUGGUUCAGAUAUGGAUUGUGUUGGAAAAUAGGUGAACAAAAAACUAAAUGACAUUUUUCCAAAAAAAAACUGAUACCAUAUACCAUACAAACUGUGACAGUGGACACAAAUCAAUUUCAGUGUUCUUAAAUUUACAGUGUUGUCUAAAUGUUUUUUCCUUUUAAAAAUCUAUUAAGCUUUUUCAAUGUCUUAUAUGCUCUAUUAUUGUGCUAUUUCGGCUGUCUCUCUGUGUGAAAUGUGCUCCAUAAAUAAACUUGACAUUUCCCUUAGUUUCUAAAAUAGAUUUUGAGUUGGCAGAUAUUGUGGUUCAGUGGUUAGCACUGUCACCUCACUGUGCAGGUGGUUUUUGUAUCUGUGUCUGCAAAGGUUUUCUCAAAACUCAUAUACAUGUGGUUAAGUGUAACAUAUAAACUUAAAGCUUCCAGACACUAAGAAUGGACUUCUCAUGUUUUGCAUUUAAACUUCUUAAAAUGAGAAUAUUUGCAUUCAUAGGUUCUGGAUUUUUCAAUGCAGGACGUGUCAAUAAGAUCUUAUGAAUUUUUAUAGCUUACCUUUCUUGUGGAAAAAACAUAUCCAACACAUAUUAUUAUUGAAAGAGUAUUCAAUUAUCAUAAAUGAUCCUUAUUUUUUCUUUGUCUCUCCAGGUUGGAGUUUUUUGUGUGUUCCAUUGAAUCUACAGGUGAUAUUCGGCAUCAUCACCAUAGUGCUGGUCCUCUCACUGUGUUGGAAUAUUUUUUGCUGCGUAUCAAAAUGUUCCUCAGGAAAAGGGCUAUGUAAACCAAGGACAAGACAAAUACGGAGCCAAAGGCAGAUGGAAGAUAAUCCUAUUUAUGGAAACAUAGGCUUGCAGUCAAGCAUGGCUUCGUUCAUAGAAGUUGAGCCUCAACACUCUUCAUCUUUGAGGGAUCAACAUAGAGUCAAUCCGGAGUCACAGUCCAAAACUCAGGACUGCUAUGCCAACCUGAACCUGAAGGCUCCCAGGCUGCAGUCUGGCCGUGUCUCUCCACAGAUACAGUACUCAGACGUAGUUCAUUUAGAGGAGGCGCCGGAGUCAGAGAAGGAGGAUGAAGGCAACGCUGACGGCGUCUCCACCAUGUCUGAUCUGUAUGCUUCUGUGCAAAAUCAGCGCACCAAAACUGUCGACACUGCAGACAGCAGAGAGGGCUACGCCAACCAUCUCUGAGAUGCCUUACAUGGUCUUUGUGCAUCUUGACCUGCCGCCACAGGAUGGCACUGUUUGUUGUUUGUCAUCAAAAAUGUCAACCCCUCUGUGUAGCUCAGUAGUGCAUGUCAUACCGCUCAUGCACACUAACUGAAUUGUAUUAGUUGUAUUUUUGACUUGCCUUGUUUGGUGUUUCUGCAAAGCAUUUGAUUAAUUAUUUAAAAUAUAUCUUUGACUGUUGUUUCUCUCCUAAAUCACACUGGGAUUUAUUAAUUGUGUGUCUUUACUGAAAUUAUACCCAUUGAUUAUUUAAGAUCCCCUCCUGACGUGUUUGAAGACAAAUACUCUGCUUUGAACAAUAAUUUGUUUCUGAUGUGUUCCACCAAAAAGUUUGUUUGCUUUUUCCAGGUUUUCUCAUCACAUUUGGCUUCAACGCUUGUGACAAUAUCCUGCUGGUGCGUUUUGAGUAGAAAGGGACUUCAAAUUACAUUCCCACUAAUCAAUAUCUGACUUGUCAUAUAAAGCAAUUCAUAUUGUAAAUGCCAGCUCCUGUAAUCUUUCCUGGGCUUGAAUUAAUGUCACUUACUUGGUUAAUGUUUCAACCUGUCAUAUCUGACCUGAUAAAAAGGGUUACUGCAAUAAUAAGCAACUCUAACAGAUUGUAAAAAGUCAACUUUGUUUAAAGUAGGCCUUUUUUAGUGUCGGUGGUGAGUUAUGUAAAGUUGUGACAAAAACAAAACACAGGUUAGCUUACAGAGCGGAAGACCAUGUGUGCGUUUUCCACUUUCACCUUGAACUUUGCAAAAUAAGAUAGCGUACAGCUGUUGAAUGUUAAGAAAUAGAGCAAUGCAGAUAAUGAGGUGGGUAAAUUGACACCAUCAAACUGAACUGAAAUCUUUGUUUUCAACCACACAGUACAGAGGCUACUGUGACGGUCCAUCAUUUUCACUUAGAGGUCAAAUUUCAAGUCAUGGUCGCAGUGGUGUGAUGUUCUUAAUAAAGCUGAUGAAA
This is a messenger RNA of Anarrhichthys ocellatus (wolf-eel), 3391 nucleotides long. RefSeq lists its product as uncharacterized. Lineage: Eukaryota; Metazoa; Chordata; Actinopteri; Perciformes; Anarhichadidae. Gene Ontology annotation, molecular function: kinase binding. Bases 1751 to 2401 code for a protein of 216 amino acids. The transcript is spliced from 5 exons. The record is from RefSeq and is a predicted model, not a curated record. Gene Ontology annotation, cellular component: plasma membrane. Gene Ontology annotation, biological process: signal transduction; regulation of T cell activation; T cell homeostasis.